Molecule: messenger RNA, 1157 nt
Organism: Trichomonas vaginalis G3
Lineage: Eukaryota; Parabasalia; Trichomonadida; Trichomonadidae
Product: organellar and viral DNA polymerase type B
Exons: 1
Biological process (GO): DNA replication
Molecular function (GO): nucleotide binding; DNA binding; DNA-directed DNA polymerase activity
Source: RefSeq, a predicted model, not a curated record
AUGAAAACAUUGUGGGAGUGCAAAUAUUUCGAACCUAUUUCUUAUGGAGAACUUUUCACAUAUACUACUGACUUAUAUAAACAGAACCUUGCACCAUUUAAAGACUUGUCAUAUGCUCCAAAGUAUUGUGUACAACUGAAGAAGAAAGCCGAGUCAAAAGAAGUAAAUAAAAAUAAGUGCAAGUUCAUUCCUGAGCACGUUUUCUUUGCUGACUUUGAGUGUAGCACAGACGGCUUUCAUAAAGCUUUUAACAUCUGUUAUGACAGUGAAGAUGGUUCAGUGAGUGAAAGCAUUUGGGGUCAGAACUGUGCAACAGAAUUUUUGGAGCGACUUCCUGACAAGAGUUUAAUAUAUUUCCAUAACCUCAGUUAUGACAUAAACUUCAUCUUAAGACACAUGACAGAAGUGAAAGGAACUCCCAUCAUUAAAGGUUCACGAACAAUGCAAAUAACUGGCUUAUAUAAAGGAAGGGCAAUUAUUAUAAAAGACUCUUACAGUGUUAUAAAUAAGAAGCUUAAACUAUUUCCUGCUAUGUUUAACUUACAAACAGGACCGAAAGAAGUAUUUCCAUAUAACUACCACAGCAGUGUUUUGUUAGCAAAUGACAACAGAACUGGUGUCAUUUCUGAAGCAUGUAAGUUUAUCCGGGAUGCGGAGACGUUCAUGAAAAACAUAGAUUCCAUCAAAGGUUGCAGAAUAGAUGAGAACCACUUCGACUUAGAAAAGUAUAGCACAUUUUAUUGCAAACAAGAUGUAAGAAUUUUAAGAGAAGGUUUUGUUAAGUUCCGCAAUGACAUAUUGAAAGAAUUUGAUUUAAACGUUUAUGACUACGUUAGUAUUUGUUCAAUUGCUAACAAAUUAUUUGAGAACAGAGUGUACUUCCCGAAUGGAAAUUUAUAUGACCUCUCAAAUAAACCAAGAGAAUUUAUUUCACGCUGUAUUCAAGGUGGAAGAUGUAUGCUGUCAGAUAACAUGAAACAAAAGAGUAAAGAGAAACUCAUUGCUGAUUUCGACGCUGUUUCAUUAUAUCCAUCAGCUAUAGCAAGACUUUAUACUUUAGAAGGAAUUCCAAAGGUUAUGAAGAAAGAAAUGUUAAGCACAGAGUAUCUCAUGAGACAUUUAUUCGAUGACGACCAAAAGGAACCCAUUGGUGAAAA